GAGCCGCCGGAGCCGCCGCUGUCGUUCCGCGCCGGCCGCGGCCAGAGGCGAGUCAGGACCGCGGACAGCGCCCCCCCCGCGCCGCCCCGCGCCCACCAUGACGGCGGAGACCCACCUGCAGGGCGUGGAGAUCUCGGCAGCCCAGUUCUUCGAGAUCUGGCACCACUACGACUCCGACGGCAAUGGGUUCAUGGACGGGAAGGAGCUACAAAACUUCAUCCAGGAGCUGCAGCAGGCACGGAAGAAGGCAGGCUUGGAUUUAACACCUGAAAUGAAAGCUUUUGUGGACCAAUACGGGAAAUCUACUGAUGGAAAAAUAGGUAUAGUUGAGCUUGCUCAGGUAUUGCCAACGGAAGAGAAUUUCCUGUUGUUCUUCAGAUGCCAGCAGCUAAAGUCAAGUGAAGAUUUCAUGCAGACCUGGAGGAAAUAUGACAGCGACCACAGUGGCUUCAUUGAUUCUGAGGAACUUAAGAGCUUCUUGAAAGAUUUGUUACAGAAAGCAAAUAAGCAGAUUGAAGACUCAAAGCUAACGGAAUACACAGAAAUAAUGCUCAGGAUGUUUGAUGCAAACAAUGAUGGAAAGUUGGAGCUUACUGAACUGGCCAGACUGCUCCCUGUACAGGAAAAUUUUCUUAUUAAAUUUCAGGGUGUCAAAAUGUGUGCAAAAGAAUUCAAUAAUGCCUUUGAGAUGUAUGAUCAAGAUGGCAAUGGCUAUAUAGAUGAAAAUGAACUUGAUGCCCUACUGAAGGAUCUCUGUGAAAAGAACAAAAAGGAAUUAGACAUUACCAACCUUGCAACAUACAAGAAAAGCAUCAUGGCCUUGUCUGAUGGAGGAAAGCUGUACCGAGCAGAAUUGGCUCUUAUUCUCUGUGCUGAGGAAAACUAGAGCUCUUCUAUCAUGUCCACUUAACUAGUGAUGUACUCUACACAAUAACUGUGCACUGUAAGGGAGUAGGCUGUAUUUUUAAACUGCAUAUAGAAAAUUAGCCAGGAUGUGUGGCACAUUCCUUUCAGUUUGUUUCUAUACUGUUUGUAAUGUACAGUUUUUGUAACAAUAAGAUUGAUAAAGAGAAUGUCAGUGUUUGGGCCAGUCUGUAUAUUCAAAAAGAAACUACAUAUGUCAGGGUUGGUUUUGGUUGGGUUUUUGCUCUCCUAAACAUGGCUGGAGAAAAAUUAAACCUGCUGACAUUGCUGUGGUCAUCAUAUCCUUUGACACUUGCAACAUUUCUUGUUAAACUACAUAACAAAAAGAUCUACACAUAAACACGUAUAUUUCCCAAAACAAAUAAAUGUGGGCUUUUUAAAUAAGAAACAUUAAUUCAGAUUAAAUAUGAUCUAGGUCUGAAAUAGGAAAGAGACAUUGGCAUGUCUGAUUUCAAAAAUUUGAUAAGGCACUAAGAAAUAUUUUGAGUUGUUAAAC
Messenger RNA from Passer domesticus (house sparrow), 1420 nucleotides. It is a transcript of the gene CALB1, whose product is annotated as calbindin 1. The transcript has 11 exons. Gene Ontology annotation, cellular component: synapse; cytosol; dendritic spine. NCBI's taxonomy places the organism in Eukaryota, Metazoa, Chordata, Aves, Passeriformes, Passeridae. The coding region runs from base 98 to 886 and encodes 262 amino acids. Gene Ontology annotation, molecular function: calcium ion binding. The record is from RefSeq and is a predicted model, not a curated record. Gene Ontology annotation, biological process: regulation of long-term synaptic potentiation; regulation of presynaptic cytosolic calcium ion concentration.